CUGGGGUGACUGUCGUGAAUCUCCUGUCGGAGGCCUUGGCUGGCCCGCGCAAGUGGGCGUGGUAGGUAGGGGCGGGGCUGGGUGAAGGUGCAAGGGGCCCGUACCUGACCCGCAAGAGGUCUGCUCUGCGUAUCCUGCCGCGCUGCACCAGGAAACAGGAUGGAGAGUAGGUGCUACGGAUGCGCUGUCAAGUUCACCCUCUUCAAGAAGGAGUAUGGCUGUAAGAACUGUGGCCGGGCCUUCUGUUCCGGCUGCCUUAGCUUCAGUGCAGCAGUUCCCCGAGCUGGAAACACUCAACAGAAGGUCUGCAAGCAGUGCCAUGAGGUUCUGACCAGAGGAUCUUCUCCUGCCAGUGCCUCCAAGUGGUCACCACCUCAGAACUAUAAGAAGCGUGUGGCAGCAUUGGAAGCCAAGCAGAAGCCCAGCACUCCCCGGAGCCAUGGACUGACCCAGCAAGAUCAAGUCAUUGCUGAGCGCCUAGCACGGCUCCGCCGGGAGAACAAGCCCAAGUCAGUGCCCUCGCAGGCGGAGAUAGAAGCCAGGCUAGCUGCACUGAAGGAUGCACCCCAGGGUCCCGUCCCCUCCACCCAGGAGAUGGAGGCAAGGCUCGCUGUGCUGCAAGGCAGAGUUCCAUCUUCUCAGGCCCCCCAGCUGGCACAUCAACCACCGGACCCCAGGACCCAGGUGCAGCAGGCACAGGAUCUGCUGACACAGCUAACAGUGGAGGUGGCUAUUGAUGAGAGCUGGGAACAAGAAGGCCCAGCCACCUCUAUCCAGAACGACCUCAACCGGGGAGGCCCAGGGGCCCAGAGCACCAGUUCCAGGGGGCAAGCCACCUGGGCCCUGGAGGAGGAGAAGAGAAGGUUGCUGGCUGAGGCAGCAGUCGAGCUUCGGGAGGAGAACACGCGGCAGGAGCGCAUCCUGGCCCUCGCCAAGCGCCUGGCUGUGCUGCAGGGACGGGACCCUGACAGAGUGACCCUCCAGGACUACUACCUUCCAGACAGCGAUGAUGAAGAGGAGGAAGAGAAGGCCAUCCAGAGAGUCCUGCGGCAGCUUACCGAAGAAGCUGCCCUGGAUGAGGCAAGUGGCUUUAACAUCCCUGUGGAGCCAACUCCCCAACCCCAAGACCAGUCCUGCGGGGCAGAGCCUAAGGCCCAGGCCAUGGCCACCAGGCCUGAGGAAGAGGAAGAGGAGCUCCCUUGGUGCUGCAUCUGCAAUGAGGAUGCCACCCUUCGCUGUGCUGGCUGCGACGGAGACCUCUACUGCAACCGCUGCUUCCGGGAAGGCCACGAUGCCUUUGAGCUUAAAGAGCACCAGACAUCUGCCUACCAGCCCCUGCAUAAAGGCCGAGGGCACUGAGGGAGCCCUGGUCCUCCCGGGAAGGUCAUCCUACAGGCAAGCACACAGGCUGGGGCGCCCUCCAGGGCAUCUGAUGGGAGGACAUGACAGGCUGGACUGCUUAUGAAUGUGCCCUUUCCUAAGCCUCCGUUCCUGGAAGGAGGAAGGAUUCUCCAUUGGAGACAAUGACUGGAGGAGCCAGAGAGAAGGCAGAGGUCAGGAGCCUUCCAGCGCUGGAGUCUGGAUUGGAAGUGAGAGACAGGGCAAGACCAGUCUGAAUCUAAGAAGGAGCCUUGAAACUUGCUCAAGAGCCCAGGGCCCUCCGCUGGCACUUAGAGGGUUUAAUAAAGUGUGUGAUUCAUUGGA
Molecule: messenger RNA, 1704 nt
Organism: Bubalus bubalis (water buffalo)
Lineage: Eukaryota; Metazoa; Chordata; Mammalia; Artiodactyla; Bovidae
Gene: ZFYVE19
Product: zinc finger FYVE-type containing 19
Exons: 11
Coding region: 160-1359 (399 amino acids)
Biological process (GO): abscission; mitotic cytokinesis checkpoint signaling
Cellular component (GO): centrosome; cleavage furrow; midbody
Molecular function (GO): phosphatidylinositol-3-phosphate binding; metal ion binding
Source: RefSeq, a predicted model, not a curated record